Molecule: messenger RNA, 1191 nt
Organism: Engraulis encrasicolus (European anchovy)
Lineage: Eukaryota; Metazoa; Chordata; Actinopteri; Clupeiformes; Engraulidae
Product: lamin tail domain-containing protein 1-like
Exons: 8
Coding region: 56-1090 (344 amino acids)
Cellular component (GO): nuclear envelope; cytoplasm
Source: RefSeq, a predicted model, not a curated record
UAAUGAUGUGAUUUUGGCUGUCUAGGUGGGUCCACAUGGGGACAGCACCUCCGCUAUGGAGUCCUGCGCGCGACUUGUAGAGCGGCCCAGAACGCUAGCCUGGUCCAGACGGCCGGUGACGGCCCCCUGCGGCCUAUCCAGCGGUGGCUCCUGCUCCAGGGACAUCUGGGACAUCUUUAUCAACAAGCUCGAUGACAAAACUCCCCCCGUCAGGAGCCAGAAGACCAAGCGGCCCAGUACUGCCAAGCAGCACCUACACCAAUACUCCAGUGCCAUAGGAGCCAUGAAGAUCGUGGAGGUGGAGUCGGAGGGCCGCUUUGUGCGUCUGAGGAACGUCUCCCGGGCGGAGCAGGACGUGGGGGGUUACUACCUGCAGCAGAGCGUCAGGGGACAGCCUGUCAGCUGCUUCCUCUUCCCGCCAAGAACCUUCAUCCAACCAGGAGUCUCCAUCACUGUUUGGGCAGAGGAUUGCAGAUCCAAUGCAUACCAUCUUAGGGAUUAUGUGUGGACCGGGUUACCGAAGAUGGGAACGACCCCUGAAUACACUACUAUCCUGUGUAUGACGAAUGGCGAAGCGGUGGCGUGGUACACCCCAGCCCAGCGCUCCUUGCUGAGGGCCUGUCAGCCCCGGCAGGCCUGGGAGGAGCCCUGGAGGGAGACGCACAGUAGCAGAGCAGCAUGGAGCCUGUCCAGGGGAGACAACAAGAACGCCCUGUUAUCAGACAUCACUAAGCAGGAGCCUCAUCCCAGACACGUGGCCCCUUCACCCACUAUUCCUCUUCAGAGGAAGUCAAGGGAGGUGAGAUUGUCCCAAAGCCCUUGGACACAGAACCCCUCAACCAUCACCCACCCUGACUGCUUGCGAGACUGGCUCGGGACACACGCCACUGCAAACAGCAGGGUACCCACCAGAGCACCCAUCAGGACCCCCACAGCUAAAGGCAGCAGAAAAGCCAAGCCGCCCCCAAACCAAGCAUCUACCAAAAGACUGAGCAGAGAAGGAGUGAAGGUAAGAUAUGUAUGCAGAGAGGUAUGGUUGGACCCCCUAACAAGGCCACACAGUAUCCGAGGAGCAGCCUUACACAUUUAAGCCAUGCACAUGGCCAUUUUGUGAAAUUAUUUAGCAGCUAUUUCACAAAAAUAGCAAUGAAUAAAAAAUAUUGUAAUCAUCAGUAAAGGAUUUCACAUAUA